AUGGCCCUGCAGCAGCUGCUGGGCGCCGCGCCUGCCAGCGCCAGCGGCGCCGCGGCGGUAGCCGAGGACAUCGCCGCGGCGGCGGCCGCGAUGCCGCUGAUCCCGGUCUCCAGCCUGACGCUCGCGCCGGCCGAGAUCCGCGCGGCCGUCGCGGCCGAGGCGGCGGUCGUGGGCGGGGCGCCCACGAUGCCGGUGCUGGCGCCGGCUCUGUUGCCGGCGGCGGUGGCGUGGGCGGGGACGGUGCCUAUGACAUCCAAGGUGCAUGAGGAGAUGCCGCCUGAGCUGAGGCUGAAGCUGGGCCUUGAUCAGAAGAAGCGCAGGCUGGAGGAGCAGCUGCGCCUGAUCGAGCAGCAGCAGGAGCAGCAGCAGGGCGAGGGCGGCCAAGGGCAGCAGGGAGAGCAGCAGCAGGCCUCCAUGGACGACGUCUUCGAGGUCGACCCAAACAUCGCCCCAAAGGCCGCCGCCGCCAAGGCGCCGGACGCCAGCGCCAGCAGCGGCGGCACGGCCGCGGCGCCCGCGGCCGCGGGCGAGGAAGGGGAGCCCGAGGCGGCCGCGGAGAAGGGCGGGGCUGGGGGCGAGGCGAAAAGCGGGGGCAUCGUGCUGCGCCGCAACGUCGUGGGGCCGCUGCGCCGCGCCGUGUUCCGGCCGCCGCUGGCGCCCAAGCGCGCCGAGCCGCCCCCGGAGCCGGCCGGCGUCUCGGCCGCUGCUGCGGUUGCGGCUGCCGCGGCUGCGGCUGCGCCGUUUGUGCCGCCGCCUGUCCCGGUGGCCGCGGCGGCUGCUGAGGGCGGCGAAGAGGAGGCGUACGACCCCACGGGGGCUGCUGACAUCCAAAUGGAAUUGGAGCCUCAGCAGCAGCAGCAGCAGCAGCAGCAGCAGCAGGAGGCAGCAGCGCCGCCCACUGCUGCGCCCGAAAGCGACGUCCCGCCGCCCCCGCCACCGCCGCCGCCCGCGGCAGCAGGGACGCCGAACGCCCCGUACGGCGCGCCCCCGCCGCCGCCGCCGCCGCCCACCUCGGGCCAGCAGCAGCAGCAGGAACCCUACAACCCCUUUGGCGCCGCGCUGCCCCCACCAUCGCUGCAGCAUUUCCCUCCAGGGCCGCCGCCUCCGCACCAGCAGCAGCACCAGUACCAACAUUACCCAGGGGCGCCACCGGGCUACGCUCCGCCAGGCUACUUGCCGCCGGGCUAUGCGCCGCCUGGCGUGGCGCCGCCCGCCCCGCCACCGGGCGCGCCGCCGCCGGCCGGCUACUCGCCACAGGGCUAUGCGGCAGCGCGGCAGAUGGGGCCGCCGCCGCCCUGGGGCCCACCGCAAGCGGGCCCCCGAGGCCCCCCACCCAUGCAUCCAGGGGCGCCAGGGUAUGCGCACCCGCAGCCGCCGGCGCCGCCGCCCGGCGCGCCACCACAGCAGCAGCAGCAGCCACCCCAGCAACUCCCGCCGCCGUUCCCAUUCGUGCCAGGGCCGCAGAUGCGGCCCAUGCAGCCGGGGCAGCAGCAACACGGCGGCCUCCCGCCUCCCCCGCCGCCGCCCGGGCCGCAGCCGCCGGGGGCGCCGCGGGCGUGA
Monoraphidium neglectum is the source of this 1560-nucleotide messenger RNA. RefSeq lists its product as hypothetical. The record is from RefSeq and is a predicted model, not a curated record. Bases 1 to 1560 code for a protein of 519 amino acids. Lineage: Eukaryota; Viridiplantae; Chlorophyta; Chlorophyceae; Sphaeropleales; Selenastraceae. The transcript has 2 exons.